AUGAUUCGCCUGGAAUAUCGCGUGGCUAUUGCGGCACUGAUCAUUGCCAUCGUUUGUGUUGAUCUCUGUUAUCCAUGGAUGAAUUUUAACAGUUAUACAUCGAGAAAACGUACCGAUUUAAAGAAGCGAUGUCCCAAUGUACGUGCCCAACGAAAUUUCGAUUUGGAACCCAUGAUGGGUAAUUGGUAUGUGGUGCAGUAUUAUGCCUCCACAGAGGAAUUGCCCGAAUAUGCCUGUAUGCGUAGCCAUUUCACCUUUACCAGUGAUGAUCAACAUAUCACCAUGAAUUUUAGUUACAUUUACGCCGAAGAUCCGCUGCGUGAAAAACUGGUCGGUAAUAUAACA
This is a messenger RNA of Musca vetustissima, 345 nucleotides long. RefSeq lists its product as uncharacterized. The record is from RefSeq and is a predicted model, not a curated record. The transcript has 3 exons. The annotation marks the transcript as partial. NCBI's taxonomy places the organism in Eukaryota, Metazoa, Arthropoda, Insecta, Diptera, Muscidae.